AUGUGAGUGAAAAUGGGCGUGUUAAGAGUGAUAGCUAAACCACGAUCCCGGGUUGACCCCGACAUAAUAGAAAUCGUACUUUCUUGAUAAGGUUGAGUGUUAACACGAUGGAGGUGGACAAAUAUAUCUUGACCGAGGCGCUCUCUGCUCUUCUGGGAGUCACGGUGAAACUGCAGUCAGAUUGUAAGGGUUUAGAUGGAGUCAAAGAGUUGAAUAUCACCAGUUUGACAACUCUAGCCCUUCUUGGUUUUGACGCAUUUGAACUUGUGGUCCAACCCGUUUCUUAUCUAACCACUUUACUGGCUCGGUGGUGGAUUGGUGAUCAGCAAAAUUCAGAAGAGACUGCGAAAAACGAAAGCGCCAACUCUUCUCUACGGAAGGAAAUAUUUGCAAUCCCGGAUGACUUUUUCGACCCAAGGUUUGAUUUCGACUUCACGAGCAUGUCCAAAUCAAAGUCUGAUGUGUGCACGCGCGGGGGCGAGCCGUACAAGCGGCCCUACGGCUGGAUGCGCUUCGCCCUGAGGGUCCGGGACAAAUACCCGGAUGGGAACGCUUGGCUGGGAACAGACGGAUGGAGGAGCCAUUCAGUUCCCGGUGAGUGGCCCGUCUCAUACCACGGAACCGAUUUAAAGGGGGCUGAGGGCAUCAUUCAGACUCACUUCAAGGCGGGAGACCGUCAGGCGUACGGAAGAGGGAUUUAUUCAUCUCCAGACAUCACCGUGGCAGAUAUGUUUGCGAAUAGCAAGAACUUCACGUCGCAAAACAAUGGGGAAACUUACAAAGUCAUCAUGCAGAAUAGAAUCAACCCCCAGAAGAGGGUAAUCAAGGACAAAAACAUUUGGUUGGUCCCCAUUCCAAUAGGCACAUCAUCUGUGAAAGAAAAGGAAAUCGUGAAGAGCUCAAUCCGACCUUAUGGCCUUCUGCUUAAAAAGGUGUAGGAAGUCCAUCAUUAUGAAGUUACUCUUUCAUUCACUAAUGUAUUUCACCAACAUCCUAUGUGUUCUGUUCCAUAUCUAUGUGUUUCUUAUAAUGGAGAUCAAACAGAGAGACACAAUUAUAUGAAAUGUAUUAAAAAGGCAUUCAAAACGUU
Carassius auratus (goldfish) is the source of this 1090-nucleotide messenger RNA. RefSeq lists its product as uncharacterized. The record is from RefSeq and is a predicted model, not a curated record. The transcript is spliced from 2 exons. Lineage: Eukaryota; Metazoa; Chordata; Actinopteri; Cypriniformes; Cyprinidae. The coding region runs from base 108 to 938 and encodes 276 amino acids.